AUGAACGAGGACGCCAAGCAUCCAGUUAUCUUACCCCAUCACCAAAAGUUGACGAGGCUCAUCAUCGUCAACACCCAUGAGUCUCGAUUUCACGCCUCGACCGAAAGGACACUCUAUGAGGUGAGCGCCACCUAUUGGAUCGUCAGAGGAAGAAGAAAGGUGCGCCAAGUGGUCAACUCCUGCCUAGACUGUCGGAAGCGACACGCGAAACCAUUGGCUCCGGAAAUGGCACCCCUUCCCGCCUGUAGAGUGACGCCUUUCCAACCACCGUUCAGCAAUGUCGGGGUCGAUUACUUUGGCCCACUGCACGUUCCAGUCAAGCGGAGUACGGAGAAAAGGUACGGGGUGCUAUUCACCUGCCUCGUCACGAGGGCUGUCCACCUGGAGCUAGCCAACACCCAGGACACCGACUCAUGCCUCAUGGCCGUGCGUCGCUUCGUAGCUCUGCGAGGCUCCCCAAAGAACGUGUGGAGCGAUAAUGGGACCAACCUGACAGCCUGCGAAAAGGAAUGGAAAACGGGGCUGGCAAGGAUUAUUAGCGAGGGCCGACUGGUGGCGGAAAUGGCUGAUAAAGGCCUCAACUGGCAAUUCUCCCCUCCAUCAGCCCCACAUUUUGGCGGAUCCUGGGAAAGCUUGGUCAAAUCAGCGAAAUCGGCGCUUAAGGUAGUACUGGGCACCACCACAGUGAACGAAGAAGUGCUGCGUACCGUCCUAGCAGAAGUGAUGGCUAUCCUUAACGCUCGCCCGCUGACACACCUGAGCGUCGACCCGGAAGACGAAAGCCCACUCACCCCCAAUCACUUUUUUCUAGGCCGAGCCCACCCACACAUUCUUCCUGAUUUGUUCGAUGAAGAUGGGCCGCUGUCGUGCAAACGCUGGAAGCAGGCACAAGAGAUAACCACCCGGUUCUGGCGUCGCUGGAUGACGGAGUAUGUACCGUCAUUGACGGAGAGACGGAAAUGGACCCGGAAGAGCCGCAACGUCCAAGUCGGCGACCUAGUACUCAUCGUGGACCAAAAUGCACCGAGGGGGACGUGGCUGACGGGUACGGUCAGCCGGCUGUUACCGGCGAAAUCUUCACUGCCGUCCGGAGAGCAGGUGGUCCGGACCGUCUGGGUAAAGACGACGACCGGCGAAUACCGACGGCCCGUCGUGAAACUGUGUCUCUUACGUCAAGCCACGGACUCCUCUUCCUGA
Daphnia magna is the source of this 1197-nucleotide messenger RNA. RefSeq lists its product as uncharacterized. Gene Ontology annotation, biological process: DNA integration. Bases 1 to 1197 code for a protein of 398 amino acids. The transcript has a single exon. Gene Ontology annotation, molecular function: nucleic acid binding. Lineage: Eukaryota; Metazoa; Arthropoda; Branchiopoda; Diplostraca; Daphniidae. The record is from RefSeq and is a predicted model, not a curated record.